Molecule: messenger RNA, 1020 nt
Organism: Didymodactylos carnosus
Lineage: Eukaryota; Metazoa; Rotifera; Eurotatoria; Philodinida; Philodinidae
Source: the annotation of a GenBank genome assembly
AUGUCAAACGACGGUCCAAAAGUUGGUAUCAAUGGUUUCGGAAGAAUUGGUCGACUUGUAUUUCGCUGUUGUUUAGAAAAAGGCGUUAAUGUUGUUGCCGUAAAUGAUCCAUUUAUUCCAGCUGAAUAUAUGGUUUAUAUGUUCAAAUAUGAUUCAACCCACGGACGAUUCAAAGGAGAAGUUUCACAUGAAGGAGAUAAAUUGAUUGUUAAUGGACAACACGUCAGUGUAUUCACAGAAAAAGAACCAUCAAAAAUUCCAUGGGGCAAGUUAGGAGCUGACUAUGUCAUUGAAUCAACUGGAGUAUUUACAACCACUGAAAAAUGUCAACCACAUUUACAAGCUGGUGCCAAAAAAGUCAUUAUUACUGCACCAUCUGCUGAUGCACCAAUGUUUGUUAUGGGAGUCAAUGAAGAGAAAUAUACAGGAAAAGAAACGGUUGUUAGUAAUGCGUCAUGUACAACAAAUUGUCUGGCACCAUUAGCCAAAGUCAUUCAUGAAAAAUAUGGAAUUGUAGAAGCAUUAAUGACCACAGUUCAUUCAUAUACAGCAACACAAAAAACUGUUGAUGGUCCAUCAAAUAAGGACUGGCGUGGUGGUCGUGGUGCUGCACAAAACAUUAUUCCAUCGUCAACGGGUGCAGCUAAAGCUGUUGGAAAAGUUAUUCCAGACUUAAAUGGAAAAUUAACUGGUAUGGCAUUUCGAGUACCAACACCAAAUGUAUCCGUUGUCGAUUUAACAUGUCGAUUACAAAAAGGGGCUAAAUAUGAAGAGAUAUGUGCUACAAUCAAAGCAGCAGCCAAUGGUCCUCUUAAAAAUAUUUUAGGUUAUACUGAUGAAGAAGUUGUAUCAUCAGAUUUUAUUGGAGAUACACAUAGCUCAAUAUUUGAUGCUAAAGCUGGUAUAUCAUUGAAUGAUAAUUUCGUCAAAUUAGUCUCAUGGUACGAUAAUGAAUAUGGUUAUUCACAUCGUGUUGUGGAUUUAAUAAAAUAUAUGGCGAAAAAAGAUCAUUCUGGUUAA